This is a messenger RNA of Owenia fusiformis, 1551 nucleotides long. The record is from the annotation of a GenBank genome assembly. NCBI's taxonomy places the organism in Eukaryota, Metazoa, Annelida, Polychaeta, Sabellida, Oweniidae.
AUGAAGAUCGAUUCCUGCUUCCGUAAAUUUUACCAGACGACUACGAGUACCAUCGCUCACAUGCUACACGUAUUGGAUUCACUUCUCCAUGUGACUUCUCCCGAACACUCGCAGACGACACAAAAUGAGCCAACGCAGACGACACUGUCUGAACGCAUGCGUACAACUCCCAAUCAACACAUCAACACUUAUCAGCGAGACGAUAAACUAAGUAAAAUAAAUUCAGUGCGCCAAUUACAACUUGCAAUUGACAAAUUAGAGAAUCAUUCCCAAGAAAACGAGUCUGAGAACUUAGAUUCAAGUACAGUUCUUGUGUAUUUCAAAUGGUAUCUGGAUAAUUUAGAAUACAUAAAAAGACUACUUAAGAUAUUCAUCGACAAUAUUUUCAAUCCGCUUUUGACAGAUAAGCACAAAUUGGAAAAUGGCCUCGUUCUGGAUCUGGGGAUUUGUCAUUCUCUUGCCAAAUACGAAGCGUCGGAAUUGACGUUAGUCAUUGAAGAACUUAAGACCAAUACCAAUCACCUUUUACCGUCUAGAGUGUACAGGAUGAAAGGAACGUGUCAUUGUGAAAACACUGAACAAGCUGAAGAAUCCAUGAACGUUAAACUAGACUCUUUCUUCAUAGAAUCUUUAACAAAGCUCCAAACAGCAUGUACAUUAGCCCGUGGAAUUCUUCACAAGAAACGCAGUAGCACCGACGCAGAUUUACGUACACUGUUUAAAGAGAGUGCAAGGAAGAAGGCUUUGGCGAACGAAAUAAAGGACCUCUCAAAGAGCGUCGCUGAAAACGAGAAGGAUAUAGAAUGUCUGACACAAGACCUACAGAUGUUGUGGGUACGAGAAAAAAGGACCGAUGAGCUAGAAUCGAACAUACUAGAGACACACAGGACAAUAGCUUCCUUGACUAAGACCAUUCAAACGAGAAACCUCGAGGAAAAAAGCUUGAUGAUGGAUUUACAUUUGUUAGAAUCUGAAUCAGCUGAAUAUAAGACAACGCUUGCCGAACUGCAUGCCAUACGGUUGGAGCAACUUACAGUGAAAACACAAAUUCGGACACUAGAAUAUAAACAUAAUUUAUACCAAGAAGAUCUUGCCAUUGAAUAUUCCCUUAAACCAGACAUUGUUAGAUUUUCUGAUAAUGUACAGGACAAAAUUGAAACUUUAGAAAAUAAGACCCAAGAAGCUUCACAGAAAAUGUUUGAACUUGAAACGAUGUUAGGAUUUUGAUCAAAAUGUUUCUUACGGCGAUUAGUUAUCAAUCUUCGCUAUGAUCAAUGUAUGAUGUCUAAGACUUGUACAAUGACAAUUAGCGGGAAAGAAAAGUAUACCUCCCGGAUCCGGAGAACCUAGCAUUCAUAUGUUCUAAAAAGGUAAUAUGUAAAAAGAGUCCCUUGGGGCAAAGUCUAUAUUUGCCCUUAUAUUGAAAAUUGUUCCGUUGUUUCUGCUUGAAUUCAUUUUUUUUCUUAAUUUCAUGUGAAGUAUAAUAGGCUAGAGGAAUUUAACUUUGCCUAUAAGUGGCACUUAUUCGUGGUAAAAUACUUCGAUAUCUCU